This is a messenger RNA of Menidia menidia (Atlantic silverside), 2973 nucleotides long. Lineage: Eukaryota; Metazoa; Chordata; Actinopteri; Atheriniformes; Atherinopsidae. The record is from the annotation of a GenBank genome assembly.
GGACUUCAGGAUGUUAAUCAUUUUUCAGGGUAUUUUUCUAAAAUGAUAUGCCUUUCAAUGUUUUAGAUGGUUAAAAUAACAUUACAUUAGUAUUCCAGCAUUGAACUCUGUAGAAACCCGAUUAUGCCUAACCCCUAAACCAGUGAACAAAGACAGAACGGAAAAAAUCCUAUUUUUGACAUUUAAAUAUAUAGAUGACAACUUUGCCAUAUUUUGCUCAACAGAUGGACAUCGUGGAAACUGAAGUAAUUGGGGAAUUUUCGCGCUACUCUUUUUUUUCGCCGUCUUUGGAGAAAAAAUACAUUACCCAUUAAGCUUUGCGGCUUGACCUGUCAACUAAGAUGUCAGCACCCUUUGAGCUCACACACGGGGUUAACCCAGGACUAUUUUCUAAGGAUAUCUGUCAUGCCCGUGGAUUAUAUCAUGACUAAUUUUGAGAUAUUCUGCUAACUGUUCGCCAUGUUCCCGUUUUUUCCCCCACGGUAUUUUACCGGUAAAGAUUUAAAGGUUUUCGGCUGCUAGCCAAUUAGCAUUUAACUGUUUCUUUAAUACUGCGUGGCUACCAGCUGACAGAAAAAAAUGUCAUUUUGUCUUGUGAAACGGUUCUAUGACUUAGCCUUUCUUAAACGUACCCUACGGUUUAAAAUGUGUAAAAGGAACAUACCCAGCUGUAACAUAAGCUACACUUUGUUCCGACACCGCUGGAUGAAAAGUCUUCCGGUCCCCUUCUGCAGGGGGAUGAGCAAAAAACCCGACAAGGACACUAUCGAUCUGUCCCAGUUUCCCGUGGACAAAAUCAGGAAUUUCUGCAUCAUCGCCCACAUUGACCACGGGAAAAGCACUUUGGCUGAUCGACUAUUAGAAAUGACAGGUGCUAUAGCAAAGACUGAAAAGAACAAACAGGUGCUGGACAAGCUUCAGGUUGAACGGGAGAGAGGAAUCACAGUGAAGGCCCAGACUGCAUCGUUGUUUUAUACCCAUGAGGGCCAGCAGUACCUCCUGAACCUCAUCGACACCCCGGGUCAUGUUGACUUCAGCUAUGAAGUGUCUCGCUCCCUUUCUGCAUGCCAAGGCGUCCUGUUGAUUGUAGAUGCCAAUCAGGGCAUUCAGGCACAAACCGUGGCUAACUUCUACCUGGCUUUUGAAGCUCAACUGACGAUCAUACCUGUGAUCAAUAAGAUUGAUUUGAAAAAUGCUGAUCCGGAACGAGUGGAGUCUCAGAUCGAAAAGGCAUUUGAUAUUCCAAGUGAGGAGUGCAUACGGAUUUCAGCAAAACUUGGAACGAAUGUUGAAAAGGUGCUACAAGCUGUCGUGGAGAGGAUUCCAACGCCCCUGGGUAGCACCAAUGACCCCUUUAAAGCCCUGGUGUUCGACUCCAAUUUCGAUCAUUACAGAGGAGUGGUCGCCAACAUCGCUGUGUUUGGAGGUAGUGUCAAAAAAGGGGACAAAAUCGUGUCAACCCAUAUCGGCAAAACCUAUGAGGUCAACGAGCUGGGGCUUCUGCAGCCCGAAGAGCACCCGACACAGAGGCUCUUUGCAGGCCAGGAGCAACCAGUGGAAGCUCUGCCCGGGUUUAAGCCUGCCAAAGCCAUGGUCUUCGCUGGGAUGUAUCCGAUGGAUCAGUCAGAGUACCCCGGUCUUCGCAGUGCUAUUGAGAGGCUGACCCUGAAUGACUCAAGUGUCACAGUGCAGAGAGACAGCAGUCUGGCCCUGGGAGCAGGCUGGAGACUUGGCUUCCUGGGUCUUCUACAUAUGGAGGUGUUCAAUCAGAGGCUGGAGCAGGAAUACAAUGCCUCCGUCAUAGUAACUGCACCAACCGUGCCCUACAAGGCUGUCCUCUCCUCACCCAAACUCAUCAAGGAACACGGCAGUGAGGAGAUAACCAUUGUGAACCCUGCUCAGUUCCCUGACAGAUCUCUUGUGUCAGAGUGUUUGGAGCCCAUGGUGCUGGGGACCAUUCUCACCCCGGACAUCUACACGGGAAAGAUAAUGAGUCUCUGCUCGAAUCGGCGGGGGGUCCAGAAGAAUAUGGUGUACAUAGAUGACCAGCGUGUCAUGAUGAAAUACCUCUUCCCACUGAAUGAAAUCGUUGUGGAUUUUUACGACCUCCUCAAAUCGCUGUCGUCUGGAUAUGCCAGCUUCGAUUACGAGAAUACGGGCUACCAGGCUGCUGAUUUGAUAAAGAUGGACAUUCUGCUGAAUGGGCGGCCAGUGGAGGAGCUCACCACAAUCGUACACAGGGGCCGAGCAUACAGCUCUGGGAAGGCCAUGUGCGAGCGACUGAAAGAUUCUAUCCCGAGGCAGAUGUUUGAGGUUGCCAUACAGGCAGCCAUUGGAAGUAAAGUCAUUGCAAGAGAAACGAUAAAGGCUUAUAGAAAAAAUGUUCUUGCAAAAUGUUAUGGAGGUGACAUAACUCGGAAGAUGAAGUUACUGAAGAAACAGGCUGAGGGUAAAAAGAAGAUGAGGCGCAUCGGCAAUGUGGAUGUUCCUAAAGAUGCUUUUAUUAAUGUUCUGAAGAGGAAAGAAAAGUAGAGAAUGGUACAAUUGAUGCAUUAUUGCAAAAAUGACAUAUUUAUGUAAGUGGGGUCACUUUUAUCAAAGAGCUCUGAUAGAUUUGAGAGAAAUUCCUGCAAGGGAUUAAUAAAGUAAUUCUGAUUCUGAUAUCCUUUUAUUAAAGUACUGCUCUUAUGCUAAGAGACUUGUGUUCCCAGAACUCUGUGAUUUAAUAGCUAUUAAAACUUACUUUUGUUGUGAUUUCCAUCAGUCAUUAAAUCGCACACUGGAGAGUUGGAAGGAAGAAGCGGAAUCUUAAAAAUAAAUAAGAAACUUGUAUUUUGUUCCUCAGUUUGAAUGAUAACUGAUUUUGUCCGUGUACAUUUCACUAUGAAAUACAUAACAAAAACAUCUAGGAACAUUGUUGGCAUGGGGAUGUAUGAAAUGCAAAUAACAAUUAAAAAAGGCAAUUCAUUCAGG